Molecule: messenger RNA, 1443 nt
Organism: Cannabis sativa
Lineage: Eukaryota; Viridiplantae; Streptophyta; Magnoliopsida; Rosales; Cannabaceae
Exons: 5
Coding region: 135-1253 (372 amino acids)
Biological process (GO): proteolysis
Molecular function (GO): cysteine-type peptidase activity
Source: RefSeq, a predicted model, not a curated record
GUUUUUAGGAUAAGUAUUUAAAUAAAUUAGAGGCAACAAAUGCUGAUGUUUUAUCUACCUAUGGGUUGGACAAGACUGAUGUUGUUGGUGUUGAGAAGAAGCAUGGUUCUCAAGAAAGCUUUUCUGUAUCUACCAUGGAGGUUGUUAAUGAUCAUUUGGUUUCCUAUGAAGACAGUUUGAAAAAGGGAAAGUCUAUAAAAUUGGAGGAAGAAACUCCUACAGUUGGAAAUAGAGAGAGGAAACCUAGUUCUGUAUACAACAGUCCGUAUGCCACAGAAUUUGGUUCAGGUAGUAUUGGUAAACCAAAAGGUGGACGUCCUGGAUCAUGUGCUUUUGGAUUUGGCUUUUUCAAUGUGAUUGAUGAUGUGCAAGCUAAAUCUUUUGAUCAGUGGUUUAAGAUUGGGUUUAAUGAUAAAAACAAAGUGAAGAAGUUUAAAGAAUGUCAUAGGAAGCUUAAGGUUCCAUUGGAUUUUGUGGUUUGUCAAAUUGAUGAUAAGAUGUGGUUCUAUGAUUUGCUUACUGGUGGGAAGAACUUGUCAUGCUCGCAUAUUGAUGUUUGUUUCUACUAUUUGAGAAAGAAGUUAAAGUAUGACCAGUCUGUGAAAAUUUCUGGUAAUACUACUGAUUGCUUCUUUGCUUCUCAAAUUUUUGAAUUAUAUAAUGAGUUUGUUGCAAGUGGUGAAAAUGUUGAUUCGAUUAAGAAGGAUUCUAAGGCAGCUGCAUACAUAGCGGGUUUUUAUAUGUUAUGCAAUAAACCCUGGGCUGAGCUUGAUUUCGUACUAAUGCCUGUUAACGUGAUUGUUCUUGCUCAUUGGAUAUUGUGUAUUCUUGACAUUAAGAUGAGAUGCUUAAAAGUGUUGAAUUCUAUGAGGUUUGGGAGGUACAAGAACAACUCAGAGAGUUUUGUUCGUGCAUUUGCUGUAAUAAUUCCUAUCUUACUGUCACAUGUUAAUUUCUAUGAGGGGAGAAAAGAUAUUGACAGGAGUAGUAAGCACUGGCAAGGUAAAAAAGAUACUGAUGCGUUUGAUAUUGUCGUGGUUGAUAAUUUGCCACAACAAGAGGAUAGUGAUUGUGGUGUUUUUAUCAUAAAGUAUGCUCAUUUCUUUAUGCAUGGAUUGAUUGAUAAGAUUCCUAAGAAGUUGGACAUUGCAUUCACUCGUAAGAAGUUGUGUGUUGAUCUGUUUGUUCAUGCAAAGAAGAAGGAGUUGGGUGGGUACGAGUCUACUUCGGAGCAUCCAGGAAGGAUGCCAUAGAUUUCUGUAAUAGAACAACAUGUUGGAAACCUAGUUUACAUUUUUUUGAACUUUAUGUGUAUUUUUAUGUCAUGUUGUUUUGUUUUUAGGUUUAUGUUUGUGUUUGUUUAAGAAACUGUUUGGAACAGUAAUAUUUUAGGAGACUCUUGCCUAUUUUAAUUUUGAAGUAACCUUUUGGUUUACUGGCACA